CAAUACAAAGGCCUGAAUUGUAUGUAGGGUCAGAAUUAAUAAAAUAUUAUAUUCAGACUCCAGUUACUAGUUAUACUUUUAGCUGUGAGCCUGUGACCACUUUGUUAUAAAAUUAAAAUUAAUGCUAUGGGAGAAAUUCUAAAUACGGAAUGCGAAUGUGCAGCUGGAAAAGGCCCACACUGUACAUGCAAACAUGUUGCGUCUGUCUGCUACCUGCUGAUGCAUACAAAAACAUCUGGUACAGUGCUUCUUCAGAAGUCCUGCACAAGCCAGCUACAGAUGUUUCACCAUCCAACGAAGUUUCAUAGAGGACCUCCAGUAACCGUUGAAGAAAUGGCAAAAGAAACUGGGGUAAAUGAAACCAUCUUUGAUGAUCCUAGACGAGAGGAGCACAGGAAUAUGGAAGGCUACCAAGAUCACGUUCGACGCUGUGUUGUUCAAUAUUGUGCAUCUACCUCAAAGAGCAUCACUCUUCGAUACUUGUACAACACAGCAUGUUUAAUCACCGCACAAAUGGACCAUGAUUACCUGUCAUUGCCAUUUGUGGAAUAUUGGGCAGAUAGACAGACAAUUACAAAUGAGCAAGCGUUGGCAAUUGAACAAGCUACAAAAGCACAACAUAAUUGCAAGCAGUGGCACAAUGAAAGAAGAUUUAGGAUAACAUCAUCUCGCAUUGGUGAAAUACUUGCUGCUACUUGUAGAAGGGACAUGGAUAAACUAUGCGAAUCCAUGUGUAUACAGCAUUGCACCAAUUAUUGCACCAUUUUUAUCACAUGGUCAAAAGUAUGAAUCUGUUGCACUGCAACAGUUUGCACAAAAAUACCAUCUCAAAUUGCAAAAAAUUGGUUUGGUAAUUAGCACAGAAACUCCCUACCUGGCUGCAAGUCCGGAUGCUGUCAUAGUGGACAUAGAUGCCAUUGUGGAAGCUAAAUGCCCAUACACAGGCAGAGAAGAGAAAAUUACACCUGGUAAAAACUUUUCGUUUCUACAGUAUGGUAAAGAUGGUGAAAUGCAGCUAAAAAAAAACCAUAAAUAUUUUGCUCAAAUUCAGUCUCAACUGGGAAUUUGUAA
Messenger RNA from Ciona intestinalis (vase tunicate), 1071 nucleotides. The record is from RefSeq and is a predicted model, not a curated record. Lineage: Eukaryota; Metazoa; Chordata; Ascidiacea; Phlebobranchia; Cionidae.